Stegastes partitus (bicolor damselfish) is the source of this 2339-nucleotide messenger RNA. Its product is annotated as tyrosine kinase receptor Cad96Ca. The record is from RefSeq and is a predicted model, not a curated record. Lineage: Eukaryota; Metazoa; Chordata; Actinopteri; Pomacentridae. Gene Ontology annotation, biological process: positive regulation of kinase activity; endothelial cell differentiation; angiogenesis. The transcript has 12 exons. Gene Ontology annotation, molecular function: ATP binding; vascular endothelial growth factor receptor activity; growth factor binding. Gene Ontology annotation, cellular component: signaling receptor complex; plasma membrane. Bases 287 to 1531 code for a protein of 414 amino acids.
UGCUGGUGACAAUACGGGCAGGUCAGUGGGGUAACAGCAGACGGUCUUGAAGGGAUCUAUCUGUACUUUUAGCUUCUCCAAACAGAAUAAACACAGCGGACUUCCAGCUGCUUUCCGAUCAGCAUCCCAGCCUGUGAACGAUGGACUUUAUUAAAGCGGUACUCAGCAGAGCACACAGCAUCGCUGUCACUCCUUCAGACUGAGGUGAUGCUCUUUUACCUGCUGAUGCAAGAGACCGUGGUGUCCUCAGUGAGCAGAAAACUUCCUAAUCCCCCACAGUGGAAAUAUGGAUGCAGAUCCGAAACUUAUCUACAUCCUCAUCGGGGUCCUCGCCUUCAUCACCCUGGUGUUCACGGUGCUGGGGCUCAUGUGUCUCAGAAAAGUGCGCUUCUUGAACCAGACCAUUCGACAGCUGCAGGGGAACAUGUUCACUCCUGCCAUUCUGCCUCUGAGGCCAGUCCCAGUAGUGCAGGAGGAGGAGGAGGUGGUGGAGCCUCCUUUCCAGCCCUCCCUGCAGCCCAGCGGCAUCGAGAAACGCUCCAAGAGGCUGUGGAAAGGCCUGCAGCAGGAUCCUCAUUUCACCAAGUCAGACCUGAGCCUGCUGCAGCUAAUCAAAGCAGGGAAGGAAGGUGUCUUCUACCAGGCCAGGAUGACCCGAGGGACGUGUAAAGGCCACAGCAUGUUCACCUGCAAGAUCAGCAAGGAAGGCGUUCGUCUCAAACAUGUGGACAUGGAGGUUUCCAUCAUGAAGAAGCUGGUGCACCACAAGAACAUCCUCCAGAUAUUGGACUGGAACACUACUGCGGAGCCUUACAUUCUGAUCAUGGAGUAUGUGAGCUACGGGACUCUGAGGACCUUCCUGCAGACCAACAGAAACCACCUGAGUGUGGACCCUGAGCUGCAGAGCCUCUUCACCAUCGCCUCCUACCACAUCGCUCUGGCCAUGCAACACCUGCGCUCCAAAAUGAUCAUGCACUGUGACUUGGCACUGAGGAAUAUCAUGGUCAAUAAGUUCCCCUGGGAGGUGAAAGUGGCAGAGUUCGGCCUGGCCAGAGACUUAACACGCAUGACGAGCCGCCGCAGCAGCCGCUGGAGAAACCCGAGGCAGCGUGUGCCGCUGCGCUGGUACCCCCCUGAGUACUUCAAGAACAACUAUUACAGCUUCAAGGGAGACGUAUGGGCGUUUGGCAUCGUGCUGUGGGAGAUGCAGACGUUCGGUACCUUACCGUAUCCAAACCUGGAGACAUCAGAGGACGUGAUCUACCACAUCUGUUUGGGUCAUAAGAACACAAACCCCGACGGCUGCAGACCAGAGCUACUUCACAUCAUGCGAGACUGCUGGCAGGAGCCGUACACGCUGAGACCCUCCUUCAAUGACAUCGUCUACAUGCUGGAGAACGUCAUGGAAAACGAUGCAGAUUACGUGGAUGUGGAGAGUCCUCAGAGUUUGGUCAAAGAGGACGCUGAUUAUCAUGAAGCCAAAUGUCUACGAACAGCAAGUGUCACCUUGGAUGAUAAAAGCGCUGUUUAAUAUAUGUAACGGCAGUUUGCCCAAUGUCCUGUGAUUGCCGUUACUGCACAGGAGGAGCAGAGUGAACCGACGCAGAUCAACAAACAGAAUUUCUGGUCCUUGUACUUGCCGUUAGUGGAUGUUUAUUUGACGAUGUGCAUGCAGUGAAAGUACAGCGGUGUCUGUGUGAAUAUGGUGUCUUUGCUGGUUUGAUGCUGGUCUGCUGCUGCUCUGGUGAGAACUGUUUGCUCUCUCCACCUGUGCCCUCCUCCUUCCUGUUACCUGUGCCCUCUGCAUAUACACCCUGUGUCCAAUUACCGCCACCAUGUGUCCAAACAAUAAUUAUAAUAAUCCACAUCAAAUUACUUGCCAACUAGCAUAAAUGGCUCCUACAAUAUAUAUUUAUAGAUGCUGUAUUCUAUAUAGUUUAGUCAGCACACAUUGCUAUUUAGCCCUUUGAGCCUUAUUGUUAUUUUUAGCCUAAAUGAACUACCUUUACUAUCUUGAUGAUUUUAGGGACUAUCAUACAUGCUGUAUCUUGUUUUGUUUUUCCAGAACAGUCUUGGCGCCUAAUAUCUUUAUAAUUUAAUAUAAUAAUACUGGCAGAUUUUUUUAUGUCUCACCACAGAAUGCUGGCAGUAGAGAUGUCGUUCCCUCGCUGUGUUGAGGAGACUGACAAUAUCAGAACCACGAUGGUGAGAUACUGUAGAACUUUGAAAUUAACUUAGUGCCUUAUGGAAAUAACUGUCACUGUUGUAUUUACUGGGCUGCAAGGUGGCGCAGUUGGUAGCACUGUUGCCUCGCAGCAAGAAGGUCGCUGGUUCGCGUC